AUGAGCUCGAACUCAAACAAGGAAGAAGAUGAAGACUUUUUGUAUCUUGAACAAGUCCUGGAUUCGCUUUAUGACUUCGGUAAGUUUAACAGAUUGUUGCUUUUGUGUGACUUCUGUCCAAUAAUCUUAUUUGUUAUAUUCCUGUUGUCUUUUCUCUGCAUCACUUUUCUUCUUUGGCGUUUUCCUCUGCUUCGUCAGUCCGAGGCUCCUCAGACCGCAGAGCUGAAGCAGAAAAAACAAGAAGAACUCAGUUUGGAACAGGCUCGUCUGGAGGUCCAUCGCUUUGGAAUCACGGGCUACAAGAAGGAGCAGCAGCGUGUUUUUGAGCAGCACAGAGCGGUGAUGCUUGGAGCCCGGCCUCCUAAGAAGGACUUUGUCAACUACAAGGAGCUUCAGCGGCAGAUGAAAGAGAAGAAGCAGAAAGAAAAGGAGGAGUUCCAGCCUGACAAGAAGAAGAAAAAGAAGAGCAAUCAAAGAGACAAAAAGAAGUCCUCCUCUGGUGCGGGUCUGGGCUCGGCGCCCUCGGGCCAGGUGGGUCGGUUCAAGAAUGGCAUGCUGGUCCUCAACCCCAAGGAGAUCCAGAAAAUCAAAAGCAACAAGUGAAGAACAAAGGUUUGUUUCUACAUUUCUAACGCGACUUUGAGAAGAGCUCAAAUUAUUUAAACAAGUGUUUUAAAUUUGUGUUUGCAGGUGGAGUUAAUCUGAGGCUGGAGGUAGGAAGUGUUGCUCAGUGACUCUUCAGCAUCUCCUCGCAUCCAAACGGGGAAAAUGGCUGCUUUCCUGGCAUGAUGAUGAUGUCACCGGGCGUCGAGUCCAACACCCGCAAUCCUCACGACUGUUUAUUUAUUUCAUUUGUUAUUAAUGAUUCAGAGUUUUAAAAUGAUGCAGUUACAGUGUUUAUUUUUAUUUACAAACCAUGUCGUACAAAACACUUCCACUGGCAGCAGGAACAGAGACAUUAGAGGAUAAAGUUGGUGAUUUAAAAACAAACAAACCGUUUUUAUGAAGAAAUAAACACGUAUAUUAUAGAAAGGUGGUUUUUAUGCAGUACAAAUAAAUUAUUAACACUUCUUCACAUCUUUCCUUAAAGGAUGAAAACCGGGUUGGGCAGAAGUAACGUGGCAGUGCGCGGCUGAGCUAGGUCAGUUUCUCACAAAGUUCCUCUAAGCAGCAUUUAAAGAUUUGUUCCUAAAGAACGAAGCUUUGUGGAUUCUGUUUUAUCUUCAGGACAUUUUGAAGAUGCAAAGCUUUUUAAAAUUAUUAUUUUACUGGCAACCUUCGUUGUGGACUGAGUUCACAGAGAAGGUGAAAUAAAACAUGGCUGAAUAUUUACAGAUGGUAUAAAGCAAAAAAAAAAAAAGAUUUGCUGUUUUAAGUUAAUUAUGUAACAACCGUGGCGGCAUGCGUUCUCCCAGCACCAUAGAGGUUAAAUCUGAUGAAAGUCACAUUCCUGGGUGGGCGUCGUCGGGUAAAGGGACAUGCUCAACAAACACAAAACCACAUUUAUACAAAAGCAUCAUUUUCAGUCUUUUUCUUUUAAAUCUGUAACAAAAUAGUUGUUCUAAAUAAAAUAUCUUUUAAAAGUUAAACAACAUUGUGAACCUGCCCUGCUGAUUAGACUCUGCAUCUGGUGCAAAUGACCUAAAAACGGACCGUUAGACCGGGAUUUGAUAGAUUUCAUACAGUAAAUUUGUUCGUUGCUCAAAAUCAAAAGAUCUAUACAGAUAAAAACCUGACAUGUAAAUAAAACUGUUUAAAUAUG
Molecule: messenger RNA, 1762 nt
Organism: Nothobranchius furzeri (turquoise killifish)
Lineage: Eukaryota; Metazoa; Chordata; Actinopteri; Cyprinodontiformes; Nothobranchiidae
Source: RefSeq, a predicted model, not a curated record